Molecule: messenger RNA, 1107 nt
Organism: Lathyrus oleraceus (garden pea)
Lineage: Eukaryota; Viridiplantae; Streptophyta; Magnoliopsida; Fabales; Fabaceae
Product: putative F-box/LRR-repeat protein 23
Exons: 3
Coding region: 41-979 (312 amino acids)
Molecular function (GO): protein binding
Source: RefSeq, a predicted model, not a curated record
CUUCCGCUGCUGUUUUAACUUCCAGAUCACACACAAAACGAUGUCUUCCUCCUAUGAGUCGAAGAAAGCGAAACAUGAGAGCACAGCAACAAACCCUAAUUGGCUUGAACUUCCAAGAGACAUAACAUUAAACAUACUUCAAAGGCUUGGUGCCGUCCAAAUUCUGAUGAACGCACGCAAUGUUUGUCCUGAUUGGUGGAACAUUUGCAAAGAUCCUGUCACGUGGCGCCAAAUUCAUAUGUUGGAUCUUCUACCUUACGUGAAGUUGACUAGUUAUGGUGGUGUUGAUAAUGAGUUUUUGGCCAAGCUUUGUAAAUAUGCUGUUGACCUAAGUUGUGGACAUUUAGAGGAAAUUUAUAUUUGUGAAUUUGGUACUGAUCAUCUUCUCCAACACAUUGCUGAUAGGUUUUAUAUUUUGUUAUUAUCAUUAAUCAAUAGGUGCAUACGGCUUUAUGGAUGCAAGUUAAUUUCAAAUGAAGGAUGGUGUGAAUUUGUAAAGAAGUUUUCGAUGCUAGAGGAAAUCCACAUUUUAAAUAGCGAACUAUCUAGGAAAUCUCUUGAAGUUAUCGGUCAGAAUUGUCCUCUUUUGAAAUCAUUAACAUUUAAUGGGAAGUGGUAUGGAAAACCCUCCAAAUGGGAUGCUGAGGCCUCUAUUAUUGCCAAAACAAUGCCUAAGCUAACCUAUCUUGAUAUUUAUGGAAACGCGCUAACUGUUGUUGGAUUGUUUUCUAUUCUUGAUGCAUGUCCUCUUCUUGAAUCUCUUAACAUCCAAAGAUGUUCUAAUUUGAAAGUCGGGGCAAGUUUGUUGGAAAUAUUGUAUAAUCGGAUCAAAGAUUUAAGAGCUAAGGAGUUCUUUUCAGACGCAUAUGAUGCUGGAUAUGAUAGUUGUAGUGAAUGGGUGAGGGUGAUGAUGGCUGAAUAUCGGGAACAUGUUGAGACAUCUGAGGACGAAGUUGAGGGUGAGGGUGAGGAUGCGUAGACUUAUGGUCUGAAAUGAUCCGGAAGCAAAGUCUUGAAGGAAUGAGGAAGUUUCAAAUUAGCUGUUUGAAACAGUUUGCUGGAAGUAAGGAUCUUUUCUAGAGCUAUUAACAUUGUUUACUAAAGAAA